AUGGUGAAUCUACCGAAAAACCCGUUCAGACCCUCAUCGGCGAAGAUGAAAGCCUCAGAACGAGGGACCACAAUUGCAACCGAGGCGAAGGCGACGGUGGCGAUGUCCACGAAACCUCUGACAAACGACGACCUCGUUCCGGUAAGUGACGUCGAUAACCAGCGAAUAGAAAUGUUGCAAACUGGCAGCUUUACGGACAGACCACCUAGCACCCGGAACCCACCAACCUUUCCGCCGACAGGAAGGCAAAAACACGGCUGCGGCAAAAUCGUUCGUUCGGUUUUGAUACCCCUUUUUAUUUGCGAGCGAGUAUCUGUCGGCGCAGCUGUGGGCGAAAUUAAAGUGUUGUCGGAUUAA
Messenger RNA from Soboliphyme baturini, 357 nucleotides. NCBI's taxonomy places the organism in Eukaryota, Metazoa, Nematoda, Enoplea, Dioctophymatida, Soboliphymatidae. The record is from the annotation of a GenBank genome assembly.